UGCCUUGAGUUUCCGUAUAAUGGCAGAUAAUAUGAUCGAUUGAGCUGCAUAUUACACGACACGGGUCAUCCAUUUAACCUGUACAUUUUACCUCAAGAUCGGUCAUAGGUUGCGUUUAUGAUUAGUGCUAAUCUGUCGAGCGCAGUAAGUACGUGAGCCGCUCCGUCCGUCGGCGCAUGAUCGAGCAUCCAGUCGCCGUCGCCCGGCGUCAGUACCUCCGCCGCCCUCACCGACGCCACACGCAUCUCGCUCACCGUUUCGCCCACUCUGGGAACAUCACUAAUAAUGACUGACACCACCCCCGAAAAGGUGUCCCCGAACAAGUGAAGGGCGAUAACCCUCCGUUCUAAAGUUAUGGCCGGAUCGCGCGUUCUAUUCGCGAACGAUUUAAAAUCCGACAGUUUAUAGUGGUUUUAUUUGUUUGUGUGAAACGGACGUUUAGUAGGAUUGCAGCGGAAACAACGAUCCUCGAAAUAAUAAAUUUUAAAGGAGAAUAUAUUACUAUUCAAAAUGAUACAAGACAGCGAAAACUUGGCACUGCCCGAGCGAAUUGCCGCUUUCAAGAGCGACCCGGAGAAAGUUCGGGAGGCCACUGAAUUUGUAGACCAACUGAUACAGCAAGCAAAGAAAGAGGCUGAACUUAAACAAAAAGAGAAAGACAGAAGUAAAUUCGAAUCACAAGAUGCCGGUUCGGGUAAUUUGAAGAGGCGACUGGGGCGUGCGCGCGGUUUUGUGCUGCGCAUGUUUGAUGCUUUAUGCAACUGUACGCAAACCGCCGCCGCUGCCGCUCGCACCACGGCUCGAAACAACCCGUUCACUAAGCGUUAACCCGAUCACAUCUCACUUUGAUAAAUCUCGUAGUAGGGGUCACGGACCCUCAGAUUUCGGUUAUUUAAUAUCGACUUAUAAAGGUUGGUUUGGAUUAAAAAGAUUUGUGGUUUAUUGAUUUUUCUCUUACAACUUGAUUAAUUCUCGGUUGGCUCUAGACAGCUUUUUGACAGAUAAUUGUUUGGAGCGAUACAAUUAUCAUUUGUGAGACUAAAAUAUCAGUUGUAUAAUAUUUAACGUUAUCAACGUUUUAAUUUACUUUGAAUAUAAUGAUAUCAAAGAUAAAAUACAUGGCAUAGGUAAUCCCCUGCAUGGUAGGGUAACCAAAGAGGUUGAAGAUCGAUCAUCAUACAGAUCUAAUUUAAGCGUAAUCUAUAUUAGUGUCCUCAAUACGUGUUAUAAACCCAAUAUCAUAGGUAUUAAUGUUAUGUAUAAAACAUUUCGAUGUCAAAAUCAACAUAAUCUAAAUCAGAAAAAUCAAUUUACUAAGUAGGUAUAUACAAACGUGAUUGUCGUGUUACCAAAGAUAUUUAGACAGUAUAUAUGUGAUUAAUUAAAAUACCGUCAUCAUAUCCACGGAUUUGUAAUUGGAAAACCCUUAUUCAUAAAAAAUAUAACGUUCGUUAAUUAAAUGUAACCCAAUACCGAGUGAGGGAUGAAAUCGUGUGAGGUGUGCAAAUAAUGAUGUGGGUGUAAAGUAUUUUGGGCAACGGCGAAAAUUAAACGUGAGUAUUAUAGACUGUCCCCGUAUCAGACGGGGAUGUAUUACAAGUGGAGUGGAAUGAAGAUAAGGCAAUAAAUUCAAGGCUCUAAACCAAUUUCUUCUCAUAUCAAAAUGAAGGCCGAAUUUUUUUUGCCAUUCUACGACGACGGAAGAAACUGAAUAUGGAUCUUUACACAAAAGUAUUGCGUGAUAGUUUGUAAGAAAGCAUGUAGGAAUGCAGGGUUAAAGACCAUCAUAAUAUCCAGCACCAACUUAAAACAAAGAAGGUUUCAAAAUGACUUUUCUCAAUCCUUUAAAUACAGAAAACCAAAGAAAACUCUGUCCACAGUUGGACACAGCUUAUGUCGACUUAUGAAUAAGGGAUCUUGAAUGCAUAUUUCUAUUGGCAUAUUCUUAUAAUAUUAUCUGGUGUUCCCAAAGUAGUACUUUCUAAAUACAAGUAGAGGACCUAUUAAUUUCCUAAUUAAACCUUAGUCUUCCUAGUCUCCAAAACGGUGUAACAUGGUGUUAUGUGAUUGGUGUUAAUACGCUUAUAGACAUAAGGUGUACUUUAGUAAUACAUAUAAUAUUAAUAUCUGGAUAAAUGUAUGUACUGUAAAGUUUAAUGCAUUUUUCGAUGUCUCUAUUUACGAAGACGCGUGGAUUUUUAAGUAAUGCUCGUUGAAAAUAGUUCGGUUUAGUGGAGAAUUGAAGCGAUUUUUGUUGCUAUCAAUUUUUAUAUUUUGUAAUGCUGUGCGGUUAAUCUCUACCAUCUCAAGUCUCUAUCAUGUCCUAAUCGUCGGACAAUUUUCACAACAACAAAAAAAGGUUUAUUUUGUUAUUUAGGGAUUGUGCAACAAGAGGUACUUACAAUCAUUCAUGACAUACAUGUGCAUAUAAAUGUGUUCGUCGAUUAUUUCGUUCAAGCAUUUCAUACAAAAAUAUAGCGUGCAAGAUCGACGCGUUUUCGUAAUUUUAUAAAAACUAUACGUAGAUACGAGUCUAUACUCCAUGUAUAAACUAUUUAUAACUAUAAUCUUCGAUGUUUUUUUUUCUAAAAUUGAUAUUGUACCACUUUAUUUUAGGAACAAAAAUAUAAUUAUGUACCUACAUAUAUCGAAUGUAUUUUUACCUGUCAUACCUAUAAGUAUAUAACUUUUGUACGUCUAUAAAAUAUAAAUUAUUUAUACCUAUAUUAAAUAUUUUAUACCUACUAUCUACUACGAAAGGAAUUUGAUAAUGUCUGUACUGGGAAUUGAGUUUUUACUGAUCUGGAAUUUUAUGCAAUGAAAUUUUGACUUCGAUAAUAGCAUGGAAUAAUUUUAUGACCAUUUUUUUGCUGCAAUUAUAUAUAUAAUAAUAAAAACACAAGCACAAACGAAAGCGCAAAUAAGUCUUACUUUUGUAAUUAAGUGUAUUUAUUAUUCAAUAGUUUUAUAAAAAAUAAAUUUUCUUAAUUGUUUAGAUUAUAAUCUGUGUCUCAAAACGUGGCUAUCCCUCUUUUCUAUAGGAAUUAAAUUAAAAAAAAACGUAGUAAUGAAACCUCGAAAAUAUGAGAGAAGCAUACACACUUAUGUAAGUACAUUGUAAAAUAUAUUUUACAAGAUGGAUGAAUAAAAAAUUUAAUAUAUUUUCUGUGUAAAGUUUCAGUAGUUGAUGUUCACAAUUAAAUUAAGUGUUUAAAGAUAAAUGUUCAAUGUGAUAUCCUGCCUGUAACCUUACUUCUGGUGUGAUUCUACAGAUAACUUCUUCUAAAAAAAUAAAAUGAUUUUAUAAUGUA
Messenger RNA from Trichoplusia ni (cabbage looper), 3311 nucleotides. RefSeq lists its product as uncharacterized. The record is from RefSeq and is a predicted model, not a curated record. Lineage: Eukaryota; Metazoa; Arthropoda; Insecta; Lepidoptera; Noctuidae. The coding region runs from base 511 to 828 and encodes 105 amino acids. The transcript is spliced from 3 exons.